Molecule: messenger RNA, 4732 nt
Organism: Musca domestica (house fly)
Lineage: Eukaryota; Metazoa; Arthropoda; Insecta; Diptera; Muscidae
Exons: 8
Coding region: 2791-4605 (604 amino acids)
Source: RefSeq, a predicted model, not a curated record
UGGUUAUCGAUAAUUAUCUUUUUCUUUCUUGUUUUUCAUUUCUCUGCUUCCUUGUAGAGUUGUGCUGCGUCGCGUAAAAUCCAUUUUACAGCUGUAUAUUGUUUUUGUGAAUGAAAGUGCAUAGUUCAUGAAAAUUUUCAGUGGCGAAACUUUUGAGUAGGGCAGGACAGACAAAGAGUUGGUGGUUUUCGGUGUUUGGAGUGUUGCAGGUGUCGCAUAAAUUGGAGGUUUCAGCGUUUAUGAGAAAUAGGGGGCAUGUUGGAACCUGCAUACCAGUGACGAGACGGCGGAUCUGGGAAAAAUUGAGAGAAAUGGUGAUAGAUUUGGGAGUGAGCAUCUUUUACUGAGAGGUCUGAUUGAAUUAUAGAACCGACUUGAGCCGCAUGUUUGGCGAAGAAAUCUGCGCGCUCAUUUGCAGGGAUGCCAAUAUGUGAGGGAGUCCAGAUAAUGGAUUUGAAUUAUUAUUUGGCACUUUGUUAUUUGGUUCCUCAAAUGGGUUAUCUAUUUCCGAUGAAAGGAGUGAUUGCUGGAAUUUUUUUAAAAUGUUUAAACCUUCGGCACUAUUAAGUGAGAUACUUUUGAAAAGGUAGUAUGGUUGAAGACGGAUUGAGAUGGUGUGAUUUCAAUCGGACUGGCAAUGGCGUGAUGGAUUGGAUUUCGUGGAGACGCAACUUUGCUAUAUUUUAAUUUUGUUACUCUUUUGUUUAUUUCUUCAUAAACGCUUCUUUUUUGUGGUUUGUUUUUAUUAAGAGGGGGAAAGGCAUUGUUAAAUUCAUCAUCAGAAAGGACUUGGAAACGGUUUUGGGAUUCUGGAUAUUUUUGAACAACUUCUUUUCGUGAAAGGUUGGAAAGGGCCAUUAUGCUUCUUAUAUUUCUUUCAGAUUUCCAUCUUGGGCACUGCUUUGAGUCGGUUGCAAAAUGAUCAAUACUAUUACAGAGAAUGCAUCGAGGCGAGUUGCAUAUAUCCUUGCACGUAGUUGUUGAUAAACAUUCUUUACAUUUCUGCUCUUUGGGACAUUGAUUGGGGCAUAGAAUAAAUUUACCACAAUUUAAACAUUUUUUGUCGACCUGCAACGAAUGGCUAUGUGUCCUAACCGUCCGCAGUUUAAACAUAAACGUACAGGGGGGUCAUAUAACUCCGGUGUAAUUUUUGUUCCGCACAUAAGUAUCUCCGUGGGUACACCAUCAUAUAUAAUACCGAUUUUUAUGGUUUCGGAGUCGUCCAUAUCAUUAUUAGCUUCAAUUUGUUGUUUAAUUGUAAUAGCAGAAAUACUUAUUGGUACAUUCUUGAUUAUAUAGAACCGUUGUACAAAACGUUCUGGGAUAAAGGCUUUGAGAUCGAUUUGGUUUAACUUUGGGUUUGUAGCAAAGGAGUUGGCUGAGGUAGCAUUGUUAAAUGUUAUUCUGAAAAUAUUGUAUCCAAUGUUCUUGCAAGCAUAGUCUGUAAUAUUAAUCUUUUGAAAUCUUGCAUACAGGUGAAGUUCACAAUUCUUUCUUCUUGUGCUAAUUGGCGUUUCUGAGGAAACUAACACAUGAAAAGGACCGGGAUGGUAUUGAGGAUAUAAAAUGGUUUCUUUAUUUAGAGAGUUGUAGUUGUGUUGGUCUGCCAUUUCAUUAUUUGAUGUAGGUUCUGUGUUUGUGUUUAUUGGUUUAACAGGUGUUCCAUUUUGGUUUUUGAAAGUUUUAGUUUCUUUGGAAAUGCUUGGAGCUCUUCUUUUAUUUUGUUCCCCCGGGGGAGGAGGUGGAAUAGGCGGAGGAGGAGGUUCCCCUACUCCCCCCAUUUUUUAGUUAAUGAAGGAUUAUUUUAACUUUUGUAAAAAAAAUUUGCAAAAGCAGGGAAAAGUAAAAAAACUCAAAUUUGUUUAUGUUUGUGUGUGUGAAUGCGUUGUUUGUAUAUUUGUUGUAGGUAGACGCAUCGACACAGCUGCUGGGACACUAAUUGCUGUCAACACUGGGCUGCUGUCAAACUAAUUUUGGAAUAGAAAAUGUUGAAUGAAAAUUGUGAAAUCGAAAAUUCUUGAAAGACGCGAAUUAUAAUAACCUCCGAAUGACGUCGUAUAAGAAAACGUGUAAAACGUGAACAUUUAAAGUUUGUUGACAUAUCAAUGUUCCCAAGCGCUGAUGCAUCUACUUGUAUUCUUCCACCAUGUAACAAAUUUCUUUGAUUUAGUACCUUUCCUUUUUAUUGUACCAUGAGUCUAGGCAAGUUUAUUUGCCGACAUUUUUCACCUCUUUUCAUCUCCCCCCAUGUAUUUAAACAAAGAAAUUUGUUUUCAGAAAUUGUCAUUUUUUAUCAUUGCCUAUUCUGUCAUUUAUGUCUAAAAAUAAAAACACGAAGGAAAUUGACACAAAUUGGCAAAACCAGACAAUUUUUUCAAUUCAUUCCCCCCAUUUCACUCUCCUACAAACAGAGACUUGUUGCAAGUAAACUUGCAAUACAUUUAAGGAUUAGUCCUUUUGCCACCCACUCACUACUUUUAUUCAAACGAAAACAAACAAAUAGUUUACGAUACCCUAAAAUCAGUUUCCAUCUUGAUUAGUAUAUGGACAUAAGCCAUCCUUAUGGACACCUCAUAUUGACACACAACAACAAACAAUGGUCAAUAAGGACAAAAAACACACAAACAGCUUAUCAAUCUCUGCAGCUUUUUAGUUUAUUUCCUUUACUAAUUAGCAAACAAAUGGCAUUUAUAAAAAUACCAAAAACCUAUAAAUUAUGGGAGGAUACGAAAAACAUUAACACUUUGUCGUGGAAUAUCGGAUCGAGUGCUACAAACAACAAAGCUAGCCAUGAAUUAUACCCUGUUCGCAAAGGAUCCUGAGCAUUUGGUGAAAGUACCACAAUCAGAGGAAAUUGACAACUUUGUGGCCAUAGCUUUGCGGUUUUUAAUUCAAAAUGUCUUGCUCAAAUUAGGCGAUUCCGUUUUUCUGACAAUAUCGACAACAUCCCCAGCAACGGAACUCUGGUUUAAAGAUGUACUUGCGAAAUUGUUUGCCUCCUGGGGUUAUAUGGCCAUUCAAAUUGUUCUGCAUAACAGCAAGCGUCAAGAUGUAGUGGUACCCGGAAGGCGAUUUUGUAACAUGAUAAUGGUCGAUUCAUUUGAGAAUUUACAGCGUACCAAUAUAUCCCAGCACAACAGCCAGUAUGAUACGCAAGAGUACUACAUAAUAUUUUUACAAAUACGUGACGCCCAAAUGCCAGAGGAAAGAGCGAAAAUUCUACAAUAUUGCCUGGAUAAUUAUUGGUUACAUUGCAAUGUUAUGAUACAAAACGCAAAGGGCGAAGUUUUGAUCUACACCUAUUUUCCAUUUCAAGAGGAUGCUUGUUUCAGUAGCGAUCCAGUGCUGAUAAAUCAGUUCGAUGGUGUACGUUUUGUAAAUGACGUUAUGUUUCCGAUCAAAGUUCAAAAUCUGUAUGGUUGUCCAAUACGUAUGAAUCUUUGGGAAAUACCACCGUUUAUCUUAUUCCCCGAUAAUACAACGGAAAUUUAUACCGGCCUAGAGAUGAUAAUUUUAAAAACUCUGAGUAAACAUUUGAAUUUUACCAUCGAUGAGGAUAGUCUUGCUGAGAGAAGGGAUUUGGGUGACGAUCGAAUGGAACCAUUUAAAGUGUUACAGCGACGUGAAACAAAUAUAACUGCGGGAUUCUUUCGUCGUACCCCCGAAAGAGAUGACCUUGCUACGUCCACCUAUGUUACGUUCAGUGUACCCCUUGCUGCUGUGGUUGUACGACGAGAAAGCGGACAUGAAUCCUUGAAUGUAUUGAUAUUUCCCUUCGAUAUGCCGACCUGGGUGCUGCUCAUCAUAAGUUCCCUCAUAUUAAUAAUAAUUAAUUAUUUCCGUCAGAAAAAUGUUCGCUCUGCCAGUACUUGGCAAAUAAUUGAAUCCCUGUUGGGAUUACCGUCGGUACGAAUACCUGAAAGACUUUCACCACGAGUCACUUUCAUCAUUUGGAUGCUGUCAACAUUUGUAUUGCGCUUAGUUUAUCAGUCGAUACUAUUCUUCGUGUAUCGUACCCAAUUCUAUCGUCAACCACCGACCACUGUAAUCGAUUUUGCAGUGUCGGGCUAUCGAGCCGUGUGUACUCAACCGACAGCACCUCUCCUGACGUAUAUACCACAGUUUAUGGAUAACUCUUUGCCUUUGAUUGUCCUCAAUACCACCGAUGAAAUGGCACCCCUAAGAUAUAUAGAUAAAAAUUCGCACGAAAAUUUGGUGGCCAUCACCGUGAGAGAUUUCGUUUUUUAUUAUGUCCACACCGAAUUGACAAGGGGUCAAGUUUUUAUAUUAAUGCGAAUGAGUCUCAACGAUCAAAAGAUAACGUUUUAUGUUCCGAAGCAUUCGUAUUUGGCUGAACGUUUGGAAAACUGCAUUUUAGGUUAUCAUCAGAUGGGUUUUAUGGAACUUUGGCGCAAAUUGACAUUUGAAUCGUUUCGGGUAUCACGUUCCAGCUACUCUACUAAAUACGAAGCAGCAUUAUUAGUAAAUUUGAGGCAAAUUAUGAGUUUUAUAUGGCUUGUAGUAUUUUUGCAAUCUGCAUCCAUAGUAAUAUUUGUAUUAGAGUUAUUGUCGAAAAAGUUUGAUUUUCUAAAGAAACUUUUUUGAAUCAAAGAAAUACAAAUGUACUAAUGUUUAAUGUUGUUAUGCACUUUCCGACAUUAGAGCGCAACCAAAUACCGCUUCUACACGAAAUUUGAUGUAUUAAUUGAUUUUGAAUAAAAUUUACAGCACU